Saccostrea cuccullata (small rock oyster) is the source of this 1003-nucleotide messenger RNA. Its product is annotated as E3 SUMO-protein ligase NSE2-like. Gene Ontology annotation, molecular function: SUMO ligase activity; zinc ion binding. The coding region runs from base 82 to 783 and encodes 233 amino acids. The transcript is spliced from 6 exons. Gene Ontology annotation, biological process: double-strand break repair via homologous recombination; protein sumoylation. Gene Ontology annotation, cellular component: nucleus; Smc5-Smc6 complex. The record is from RefSeq and is a predicted model, not a curated record. NCBI's taxonomy places the organism in Eukaryota, Metazoa, Mollusca, Bivalvia, Ostreida, Ostreidae.
GGAAGGGAUCCAAUGUUGACAUUGUAGGCCUAGUAAAUGUAAUUGUUACAAGCUGGGCAGUAAACGGAAGAAAAGGAGACCAUGGCUCAGUUUGCUGUAAUUGAGCAAGCUAAAAAAUCCCUGAAGACCGUUCAGGAGUACAUUAAAGUGGGAAUGGAAACCACGCUAGAUGUCGCUCAGGAUUUUGCUGACAGUAAAAUUGAAAGUGAGAAGGAAAUAGAUAUUCUGAAGAGUGUGAUGAAGGACUACGUACAGAUGGAGAGAGAUUUAGAUGAUUUCAUGAACAGUGUAGAUGAUGUAACAAAACAGGCUGCACAAUCACAGGAGACUGUAGAUUUGGAGGAGGCAGUGGAGGGAAAGUUACAGGUCUAUAAGAGCAAAAGUCAGAAGGUUCCACUGGAAAACCACGAGAAAUACAUGGACUUGGCGGAGAAAAUUACAGAAAUACUUCAUCCAGACAGACAGGUGGACAGUGUGCGUCAGACCCCCACCUAUACUGGGGACGAGGAGAUGGUACUGACACAGACUGACAUUAACACCAGGUGUCCCUACACAGGAAAAGACAUGGUCCAUCCCGUCAAGAACCGCCACUGUGAACACAACUAUGACAGGGAGGGGAUUCUACACUACAUCAAAACAAAGAAGAAUAAGGCAAAGUGUCCAGUGAGUGGUUGUAUGAAUGAGAAUCCAAUCCAGAAAGACGAUUUAGUAGAAAACAAAGAACUGAAGAGAUAUAUAGACAGAAAACUCCGCACAGAAAAGAGGACAAAGAAGUCUAGUUGAUGUUAAUGUCGUGGAAUUACCACAUAGUGUUCAUGGUCAGUGUCUGACAGUAUGCAGUUGAUGGAAUUCAUAGGGUAAAUGAGAAUGAAACAUAUAACAAAUGGACUCACUAACUGUGUCAGACGAAAUGUUCUGAGCUUGGUUUUUUAAGAUAAAGGAUUUUACUGCUGUGUGAUAACAGAUUUCUUUCUAAUCCAAGUAAACUUGAUUUUAUUUUCAA